Messenger RNA from Microthlaspi erraticum, 279 nucleotides. The record is from the annotation of a GenBank genome assembly. NCBI's taxonomy places the organism in Eukaryota, Viridiplantae, Streptophyta, Magnoliopsida, Brassicales, Brassicaceae.
AUGGCGGAAGCACUAUCAAUCAGAUCUGCCCUCAAUCACGCCCUAGAGAAUCGUUAUACCAAGCUGGUUCUCAAAUCCGACGCUCAGGACCUUGUCCUAGCUAUCACUGCGCUCGAGCCUAUCAAAGAGAUCUACGGUCUACUUUUCGAUAUUCAAGCUCUUGCUUCUCUUUUCACUUCUGUUUCGUUUGUGUUUGUUCCUCGAUCACAAAACUCAAAGGCUGAUCUCCUCGCUAAGUCAGCGAAGAGCCGUUUCUGUUCUGUAGCUCUAUCCGAUUAG